Molecule: messenger RNA, 1141 nt
Organism: Caenorhabditis elegans
Lineage: Eukaryota; Metazoa; Nematoda; Chromadorea; Rhabditida; Rhabditidae
Gene: Y108G3AL.2
Product: Pre-mRNA-splicing factor 38
Exons: 6
Coding region: 7-990 (327 amino acids)
Biological process (GO): mRNA splicing, via spliceosome
Cellular component (GO): nucleus
Source: RefSeq, marked reviewed
AGAACUAUGGACACAGUCCAAGCGAUCAUCCAGCAACAAAUCGAAGCCGGAACAUUUCUGCAAUCUGUUCAGCAAGGGCAGCAGACUCAGCAGGAUCAAGCUAAUUAUGGAGAGGAAGAAGAGUAUGAGGACGAGGAGGGAACUUAUAAAGGAAAACGGAGCAACACACUUCCGGUAUGGGGAAAUAAGGUUACAAUGAACCUAAACACUUUGGUACUGGAAAACAUACGCGAGAGCUACUAUUACAAGAAUAAUCUCGUCGAAAUCGACAAUUUUCAGACGCUAAUUGAGCAGAUUUUCUAUCAGGUGAAGCACCUCGAACCAUGGGAGAAAGGAACUCGUCGGCUUCAAGGAAUGACUGGAAUGUGUGGAGGAGUCCGUGGAGUUGGAGCUGGAGGUGUCGUCAGUUCAGCCUACUGCCUUCUCUACAGACUAUUCAAUUUGAAAAUCUCGAGAAAACAGCUGAUUAGUAUGCUCAAUAGCAGACAAUCGGUUUAUAUUCGAGGCCUCGGCUUCAUGUACAUUCGUUACACCCAACCACCAGCUGACCUCUGGUAUUGGCUGGAACCCUAUUUGGAUGAUGAUCGGGAAAUCGAUCCGAGAUCUGGUGGAGGUGAUCUAAUGACUUUUGGGCAGCUCGUUCGGACAAUGAUCAAUAAAUUGGAUUGGUACGGUACUCUAUUCCCAAGAAUUCCGGUUCCAAUUCAAAAAGAUAUUGAUGAGAAAUUUUCGGAACGAAAGAAGCAACAAUUAUUGGAAGAAGAAGAAUGGAAUGGUGCAGAGAAUUCAAUGAAAGGAGCUGAAGAAGAGGAGAAAAAAGAAGAAAAAUCAUUGCCAAAAGUAUCGAAAUGCAAGCAUCAUUUGAGACAUCAUCACUGUAGAAAACACCGAAAAAAUUGCCCGGCUAAAGCGAAAAGAUUACGCGAGGAGAAGGAAAAGCAACAACAAAACGACGUGGAAAUGGGAGAAACUAGUUCGAAAACCAACUGAAAUCAGAUCACUCAACUUCCUCUUCUCAACGUCAACUUCGACUCGGCUAAUUAUAAUUUUAUUUAUUUUUCUGAUUUUUUUAAAAUUCUUGUUUUUUCUCAAAUUUCCAAUUUCAACAUCAUCUUAUUUUCAAAUAAAAAUAUUUAUUUUG